Tribolium madens (black flour beetle) is the source of this 3230-nucleotide messenger RNA. RefSeq lists its product as uncharacterized. NCBI's taxonomy places the organism in Eukaryota, Metazoa, Arthropoda, Insecta, Coleoptera, Tenebrionidae. The record is from RefSeq and is a predicted model, not a curated record. The coding region runs from base 34 to 3162 and encodes 1042 amino acids. The transcript has 2 exons.
AUCAGGAAUUUGUGAGACGUGCUGAAGCGUUAAAUGACGAGUCAGAAGUUCCAAUUUCGAGCUGGGUGUCUCGAUUACGGCACCAGUUACGAGUUUUUAGUAGCAGCUUAUUAUGGAAUUCACCUCAGUCUUAGUAAAGACAUUGCGGACUUUAAAAUAUCUACAAAUAAUAAUGAUUUGGAUAAAUUUGAUGAUGUGGUUGUUGAAAUUAAAUACGAGGACGGCGAUGAACAUUUGUAUGCUUUGCAAUUGAAACAUUGCGGUGCUAAAGAAGAUAAUAUAUCUCUUCAUUCGUUUGAAGCAGAAAAGGGGAAUUUCGGAUUGAGGAAAUAUAGCAACAGUUUUAAAGAAAUCGAAGAGGCUUUCAAAAAUAACCCUUCUGGCAUACCUUUUGAAAAAUUUCAUUUUAUCUUGUACACCAAUCAAAUUUUACCAAAAUUCAAAAACAAGAAUCAAGAAGUGGAUGAGGUGAAACUAACCAAUGCCACAAUUUAUAGGCAUGAUAAAUGUGUUGCUAGAAAUGUAUUAGAUUUGAGUGAGGACGAAAAAUUUUUUAUUUUUAAAUUUGCUGACACCACAGACACAAUUGAUGCAAAUUUUUUGGACCGAUUUUAUCUCUACACCAAGCAAAAAAAUGCCCAAGAGAUGAAAUGUCUCAUCAGUAAAACGAUAUUUGCCAUUACUAGAAACAGCGAUGUGGACGUUGUCACAAAUUACAACAACUUUUUCAAGUGUUGGUGGAGAGGAGAUUUCGGAAAUUAUAAAUUGACCAAAAGGGACAUCAUGUUGAAACUAUCUGAAUACAUCCUCACUCCUCACAUUCCCGAGCCUGACUUGAAAUCACUUUCAAAAGAAAGCCAUUUGCUGGGUCAAGUUUUACAAGUGUUUGAUGUGGUCAUCCUUGAUGUUGCUACCAAGGACAAAAUUUGGGCGACUAUUCUGCCAAAACACUUCGGAAAAUUACUAGGAAAAUCAUGGACACAGCCAAUCACUGGUGAAGAUUUUUUUUCUGAAGAUGUCAAAAUCCCAAUUUCGGCGCAAGGAGAAGAUUUUAUAGAACAAAGUUUGAAAAAAAUUUACACGAUUUUGUGGCACAUGGACAAGAUUCCUUUGGUUGUUAAAGUGAGUGACAAGUACAGAGCGGGAAUAUACGCAGCGAUAAAACUGUUGGGGAUUUACCAAGAAAAGAAAUUUAUUUUGAUAGAUGAAACUUUUGCAAAGGAGGAGUUUAGUGAAGAUUUGAAAAUUGUACACACUUUAGGUGAUUUGAGAAGUUGUGAAGAAACCUAUGCGAAGAUUUGCAACCAAAUGAGGGUCUCUCUUCAAGGACGUCUUUUUAUAAAGAUUGAACACCUUGGAAAUAUGGACGAAUUUCUUUUUACCAAAAUGAUUCAAAUGGAGGACACUGAUUUUUUGAUUGGAGAAAACUGUGCUAAAAACUUACCCAAGUGUUAUGUGAGUCGACGAGUGCCAAAACUCCUCCUUACCCCAUCUGUUAUUGACAACCUUGAAACCGAUUUAUUAAUAAUUAGUGGUCUAGGACACAAAAAAUACUUUUUUAAGGAAGGUUCUUAUGCCAAAUUUGUGCUCACAUCUGAAUCAUGUUCAAAGCAACAAUUUCAGUUAGUUUGUCAACUCAACAAGAACAAGAAUUGUCAUCAUUUACGACUGACUUAUGAUGGAAAAAUCGAAUGGAUGGAGUCACAAGGAAGCAUUCAACGCCUUAAACCGUAUUUAAAAAACAUUGAAGAGUAUGAAGAUAGUGACUACAUCAAGGAUUUUGAAAUUUUGAGCUACUUUACAAACACGAUUACCAUUAUUUGUGCCGAUCCUGGCAUGGGAAAAACCGUUAUGUUACACUUUUUGAACUACAAGUGUUCAGAAAAUUGCUGGAUCCUUAGAAUUAACCUCAACGAACAUGUGAAAUUUUUUCAAGAAGAGCACAGUUUGGAGGAGACGUUGCAAUAUUUUGUUGAAAAUGAAAGUAAGGACGAAUUUGUUAAAAACAUUGUUUGUGCGUUUUUAUGCGAGAAAAAUGCAACUUUCAUGUGGGACGGAUUUGAUGAAAUGUCCUCUUCUUGUGUUCCUUUUGUAAUCACUGUAAUAAAAAAGUUAGCUACUGAAGGUUAUCGUCAAUGGAUUGUGUCAAGAAGCAAUACCAGAAGUUUUCUUGAAAAUACGUUUAAUGUGCUCUCUUUGACUAUAACUCAUUUUAAUGAAAAAGAACAAAAGGAAUACAUUUACAAUAAUUUAAAAAUCAAUUUCGAUAAUGAGAAAAUACAAGAAAUGACUUCAAUUCUGGAUGAAAACAUGAAACUGUCUCUACAUUCUGGGUAUAUUAAUUAUUCAGGAGUCCCUCUUCAUGUUCAUAUGAUGAUAGAAAUUUUUUUGAAAAAUCCUCAGAAAUAUUUGCAAGACGUUAAAAUAUUUACUCUUGCUGACAUCUAUCAAGAAUUUAUAGAAGGGAAAUUUCGUUAUUUUUUUCAGCGAGCAAGGGCUAACAUCGACAAUCAUCUAAUGCAAAAAAUUCAACAACAAUUUCAAAACACUCGAUUACUCCAAUACGAAAUUGCAGCCCUGAAAGCAUCACUUGAUGAAGCAACAUUUUCAACACUUAAUCACGACUGCGGAACGUUUUUAAACGAAAUUGAAGAAACUAAAGACAACGUCGGUCUAAUUAUUGGUUUCAAUGACGAAAAGAAACCAGUUUUUGCACACAAAACUUACGAGGAGUUUUUGGUUGCUUCUUGGUUGUCUAAAAGCUAUCACAAUUAUCCACAUUUAUUUGAAAUUACAUUCAAAGAAAACUACAAGAAUAUUAGACUGAUGUUUGACAUGAUUUUGGCUAAAGACAGCCCAGUUCACGUGGCUGUGAUUUAUAGAAACUUGGCCGUUUUAGAAAUGUAUCAAGAUACAGUUUUGAAGAGUCGAGACCGAGGAGGAAGAAAUGCUUUACAAAUUGCUUGCUCGUGGGGAAAUAAAAACUCUACAAUGAAGAUUAUUGAAGAAGAGGAAGGAAAAGUGGUAGUUUUCGCCGAGGACACAGAAAAAGAAGAUGAGAAUAUUAAAAUUGUUGAAUUUUUGCUUUCACUCAAAAGUGAUCCUUUUGAAAAAGACAAACUGCUUGGUUGGAAUGCCAUCGACUACUGUCGAAAGACUUAGCCAACAGAAAUAACUUGUUGAAACUUUUAAAUGAUGUUCAAUUUUUGAAUAAACCAAAAAAAUUGUUA